CCAGCAUCCUGUCGCAACCUGCUUAGCCGCCCCCGCCCAUGCGUCUCACUCGCCCUUGAUCAUCUCCCUGAUCCCCGUAUCCCAUGGCCCUUGCCCCCCUUCUCUUCCCUUCCUUUCCUCCCCGUGGUACGUAAUCCACGUCCUUUCUGCCUGGGGGCCCAUCACACACGCAAUAUGCACACACACGCGCACAUAAGGCCCACUACACGGAGCUCCUGCUGCGCGACAUGGCCGGCGUGCCCUUCCCGCGCGACCGCAUCUUCAGUCAGACGGUGUCGGGGCGACCCAAGGGCGAGGUGCUGUCAGCGCUGGCUGGCCGGCAUCCGGAGGCCGCGGAGAGGCUGUUUGUGGAGGAUAAGCUGAGCACACUGGAGAAGGUGGCGAGGGACCCCUCGCUGUCCGACUGGCGGCUCUACCUGGUGGAUUGGGGCUACAACACGGCACAGGAGCGGGCUCGAGCAGCUGCCAAUCCCGCCAUUACCGUGAUCGACAAACAGCAAUUCCAAGAGCUGCUGCAAUGAGUAGGGCGGGGUGUGAGAGGGGUGAGAAGGGCGGGGUGUUGCACGUGCGCAUGCCUUUCCAGGCGCUACAUUGUGUUGGGUCACAUGUGGGUUAUGUAUCCUUGCAUGUGCUGUUUUUGUUGUGGGUGGUGUGCUGUUGUGCAUACGUUACUAAACGGAUGUGGGUGGGUUGCAUGCGUGGGUUGGGUUGGAGCUCGGGGGGAGGCGCGUCACAUUGUGGCAUGGCAGCUGUUAGGAACAAUACAGCCCAGCGAGGCCGUACGUGCAGCAAUGGACAUGUGGUACGGUAGUGUGCAAUUUCAGUUUUUAGGUGUCUCGUAUGAUCACUGCUUGUCGCGUAUGGUCGUAGAUAGGAUUAGGUUGUGACUUUACGGGCAGCGUCUGGCUUCAGACCGGCUUUACACCGUGUACGGUAUUUGUGCAGUAUGCGAGCAUGUGAAGGAUAACAGGAGAUAUUGGGGCUUGAAUUGGAGCAGAGAAGCACAUACGCGGUCUUGGUGCUGAGCGUGACAGCUUGAACGGCAUAGCUCAGGUGUGUCGACGGCGGCAACGUUUAUAUGGCUGGGCAAUGUACCCAUUCCGCAGGGGCAGUUACGGUCAGGUUUGACCUCGUGUACCCUCGGGUGUAUUGUGAACAAAUGCGGAUGAUGCGCAAAUGGUAGUGCGCCCAAAUCACACAUCAAUCACACAGCUGGUGAACGAUGCGCAGGGCUGGCCCCUUCCACCAUCCAUCGUGCCACCUGAGUGGUGCGCGACUUCUAAAGCAUUUUGUGUGUAUUAUGUAAUAUGCAAGAUGUUAUACAUGACCUGGUUCUGAAUGCUACUCGCGUGGUGUCAGUAGUUGGAGGCAGUGCAAAAUGUAUUAAUAAUGCUAACAGAUCCAGCGUGGACUGGCAUGAUCCGCAAUUUGCGAGACUUGUUGACUCGCGGAGUAUGCAUUGAGCUACCCGCAAGCUAAAAUUACCGAGAUUGGGACAUUGGAUCACCGCAGAAUCCAAUUGUUGCCAAGUACUAUUUCACGCUCAACCGCUCCAAUUUACUCAUUGACUUGACUUGUUUUAUAGUCAGGAUGCUUCUACAGCGGCUUAGACCAUUUGGGCCAUCGCGUCCUUGCGCCCGACAGGUUCGCCCAAGCCUCAAGGCAGGCAGGACCGCUGGGCGCAAUGGUCGAGCGUCAGCCGUGUUGGUCCUCGCGAGCGCGAAGGCCGAUGAAACACUUGCUAGGGCGAAGGCCAAAUAUGAGGAGGGCGACCGGCUUCAGGCCAUAAAGCUUUAUGAGGAGGCCUUGGAGCAGGAUCCGGAUCCCAAGCAGCGGCAAGCGGCGUUGUUUGGUGUCACGGCCGUGCAUGCGGCGUUUCUAGAAGUGGAGCUCGCACAGAUAUCUCUCAGAGAGGCCGUACGCUACGGUCUGGAUUACGAGCAGGCUAUACAGGACCCAUCCUACGUCCAAAUCAUUACAUCGCCGCAGAUCUUCAUCCAGCUGCGCCGGUUUGCGCAGCAGCUGCAAAACGCCAGGGCCGCCCGGCCGCAAGCGGAGAGGCCGUACGGCAGCAGCAGCAGCAGCACCGCCGCCUCCUCUGCGGGUCGCAGCAAGGCUGGUGCUGGUCAGGACCUGGACUCCAUUCUGGGUUCUGCUAGCGGGGAGCGGGCGGAGGUGGACACGUCCGUGGGAGGCAUCAUCCGGCGUGUGCUGCUGGUGCUGCUGGCGGGGAUAGCGCUGGGCACCGGGUUGUGGUUCCUGGGCCUGGAGUACCUGUUUCCCAAGACAGGGUGAAGGGAGGAGGGGCUGGUCAGGGUGCAUGAGCAGGGUCCUCUGGGUACGCUACGCUUCGGCACUGUCGUACGCCAACGGCUAGUUAUGGAUGUUACUAUGCUGGAGGAGGAGAUUAGGGUACUGGGGGUCGCGCCCCCUGCUGGUAAGGGUUUGGGGUCAAAUUCCUUUUUACGAGGGCGGCACCAGGGCACCAGGGGAGGUCACCUGACAGGCAUGGAGUUACGCCUGAUUUCUCAGGGAACCACAUAACCACCAUAUGCAGCACACUGGGCUUCAGGAUGUAAGCCGUUGUGUUGUGUGUGCUGUGUCCAAGUAACUGGAUGAUCAAGAGCCCAAUCCACACGA
Astrephomene gubernaculifera is the source of this 2640-nucleotide messenger RNA. NCBI's taxonomy places the organism in Eukaryota, Viridiplantae, Chlorophyta, Chlorophyceae, Chlamydomonadales, Astrephomenaceae. The record is from the annotation of a GenBank genome assembly.